This is a messenger RNA of Plasmopara halstedii, 291 nucleotides long. RefSeq names its product Small Nuclear ribonucleoprotein splicing factor. Gene Ontology annotation, cellular component: U4/U6 x U5 tri-snRNP complex; precatalytic spliceosome; U6 snRNP. Gene Ontology annotation, molecular function: RNA binding. Gene Ontology annotation, biological process: mRNA splicing, via spliceosome. Lineage: Eukaryota; Oomycota; Peronosporomycetes; Peronosporales; Peronosporaceae. The record is from RefSeq and is a predicted model, not a curated record. Bases 1 to 291 code for a protein of 96 amino acids. The transcript is spliced from 4 exons.
AUGGCGGCAUAUCUACAAGAAACCAUGAACCAAACAAUUUCAGUCAUUACCAAUGAUGGUCGAAACAUCAUUGGCGUGCUCAAAGGCUACGAUCAGUGUGUCAACCUGAUUCUAGACGAUAGUUUCGAGCGUGUUUUUUCGCUGAAGGAGCCGGUGGAGGCAGUGGAGCUUGGACUGUACAUUGUGCGUGGCGAUAACAUAUCUGUCAUCGGAGGAGCUCCCGAGAAUAUUCGAGAACAAGUUCUUGACGACCAGACGCGAGCAGCGCCGUUAAAACCACUCGUUCACUAA